AUGUGCUUCUACGACCAGCACCGUUUUGCCUGUGGCGACUGGAAGUGGGGCCACUUCCGCCAGCACUGUGCCAAGGAGUAUCGAAUCGGCGAGACGUGUGGUAUGAAGCUCAUCAUGCAAACAGUUCCUACGGGAACUUUCUGCAAGCUGUGCGAAAAGAUCAACACGAAACAACGCCGCCGAGCCGCCGAGGUGGACCGCGUCGGGCGGUGGCAGCGUGAGCCGCACAAGUUCGGAGCCUCAAUUGAGAAAUCGAUGGAAAUGAUUCGCGGUCUGGACGGAGAGAUCUAUGAGCUGACCUGCGAGCGCAACCGCAGACUGCAAGCGAUUCACUGA
Messenger RNA from Pyrenophora tritici-repentis Pt-1C-BFP, 336 nucleotides. RefSeq lists its product as uncharacterized. The record is from RefSeq and is a predicted model, not a curated record. Lineage: Eukaryota; Fungi; Ascomycota; Dothideomycetes; Pleosporales; Pleosporaceae.